Capsella rubella is the source of this 1591-nucleotide messenger RNA. RefSeq names its product RNA pseudouridine synthase 6, chloroplastic. Gene Ontology annotation, biological process: pseudouridine synthesis. NCBI's taxonomy places the organism in Eukaryota, Viridiplantae, Streptophyta, Magnoliopsida, Brassicales, Brassicaceae. Gene Ontology annotation, molecular function: pseudouridine synthase activity; RNA binding. Bases 1 to 1440 code for a protein of 479 amino acids. The record is from RefSeq and is a predicted model, not a curated record. The transcript has 10 exons.
AUGGCUUCGCCGGCGUUAGCAGGCGGUUACCGGAACCUUACCGCGCCGGUAUCUCUCCUGCGCACUUUAGCAUCCACCCGUAUCACUACUACUACUCCUUUGUUUCGUUCCAAUGAGAGUCUCUACAAAAAAGACUCUCCACGUUUCAUUUCUUCUUCAAGGAGAUUCACCUGCUUGUCUUUACUUCAAACCGAUUCUCAAAAUCAAACCACACUAACGUCUUCUUCCACUUCUGGAUACCCUGAAUACAAUCGAUUGAUGCCAUGUCCUGCGUAUAAUAAUCCACCAAGAAUUGAGCAUAUGGUUGUUUUAGAAGACGACGUUCUCGUAGCUGAGUUUAUCUCUAGACAAUUGGAUCUUCCUCCUUUAUAUGUUGCAGAUCUUAUUCGAUUUGGAGCUGUACAUUACGCUCUUGUAUGCCCUAAGCCUCCACCAACUGCGACUCCUGAGGAAAUUAAACUGUUUGAAGAAGUGACCUCUCCUUCUGUACUGAAAAAGAGAUCUUCUAUUAAAGGAAAAACUGUUAGAGAAGCUCAGAAAACGUUUCGUGUGACUCAUACCGAUCAGUAUGCGGAAGCUGGAACUUAUUUGCGUGUGCACGUUCACCCAAAACGUUCACCAAGGUGCUAUGAAAUUGAUUGGAAGUCACGGAUUAUUGCUGUGACUGACUCUUAUGUCAUUUUGGAUAAACCUGCAGGGACUACGGUUGGGGGCACAACGGAUAAUAUCGAAGAGAGUUGUGCCACAUUUGCCUCACGUGCAUUGGAUUUACCAGAACCACUGAAAACAACGCAUCAGAUUGAUAACUGCACAGAGGGAUGUGUUGUCUUUGCUAGAACGAAAGAGUACUGCUCGGUCUUCCACAUGAAAAUAAGAGACAAAGAAGUGAAGAAACUAUAUCGUGCUCUUGCAGCGGCACCUCUUCCCACUGGAAUCAUCUCACAUUAUAUGCGCCCCAAAAAUAUGGCUCCAAGACUCGUAUCAGAAGAUUCAAUUAAAGGCUGGCACUUGUGUCAACUUGAGGUUUUGGAAUGUAAGAAGAUUCCUUGGCCCAAUGCAGGUACUGAGAAGAAACAUGAUAUUGAAGACUGUGGAUGGACAUCAAAAGAAUUUGCUUAUGAGUGUACAAUAAACCUUUUAACAGGCAAGACUCACCAGAUCCGGGCCCAGCUUGCAGCUUAUGGGGCACCAUUGGUUGGUGACUCUAUGUACAUGCCAGCAGCUAUAGCGGAAAUGAUGAAUCCUGAGAUCAACCCUUAUGGGAAAGCAAAGAAACAUUACACAAUGGAAGAGAACGAUAAGGAAACUGCUGUUGCUGAAUGGAUUGAUAGGCAUGGGAAAGAACCGAGGGUAGGAAUUGGUCUUCAAGCUUGUCAAAUCUCAUGGGAUGAUGAUGAUGGCGAGCACUUCUAUGAAGCUGGGACUCCAUGGUGGAGAUAAAACACAUGUUCUGAUGUUGGGGACUUAUCUAAACUUGCCGCGGUAAAUGAGAGGCAAUCAACCAUAUUUGGAUUGAGCUCUGUGAUGGAAAAUGAAGUUCUUGUACCAAAAAGCUGAUAGUCUCGGGGUUCUCUCUUGAGUUUUGAAGUCG